This is a messenger RNA of Hirsutella rhossiliensis, 948 nucleotides long. Its product is annotated as ribosomal l28e protein family domain-containing protein. Bases 1 to 948 code for a protein of 315 amino acids. Gene Ontology annotation, cellular component: nucleolus; preribosome, large subunit precursor. The transcript is spliced from 2 exons. NCBI's taxonomy places the organism in Eukaryota, Fungi, Ascomycota, Sordariomycetes, Hypocreales, Ophiocordycipitaceae. The record is from RefSeq and is a predicted model, not a curated record. Gene Ontology annotation, biological process: maturation of 5.8S rRNA; maturation of LSU-rRNA.
AUGGCCUCGGACGAGAUUGUCUGGCAAAUCAUCAACCAGCAAUUCUGCUCCUUCAAGUUAAAAACGGAAAAGCAGCAAAAUUUCUGCCGCAAUGAGUACAACGUCACGGGUCUCUGCAACCGCCAGUCGUGCCCGCUGGCCAACUCGCGCUACGCCACGGUGCGCCAGCACCCGACCAAGCAGACGCUGUACCUGUACAUGAAGACGGUCGAGCGCGCCCACCUGCCCUCCAAGAUGUGGGAGCGCAUCAAGCUGUCCAACAACUACUCGCAGGCGCUCGAGCAGAUUGACGAGCGCCUCAUCUACUGGCCCAAGUUCCUCGUCCACAAGUGCAAGCAGCGUCUCACCCGCCUCACCCAGGUCCAGAUCCGCAUGCGCAGGCUCGCCGCCGAGGAGGAGCGUCUGGGCGAGCGCCUCGUGCCCAAGCUCGCGCCCAAGAUCAAGACCCGCGAGCGCGCCCGCGAGCGCAAGGCCGAGGCUGCCGCCAAGCUCGAGCGCACCAUUGAGCGGGAGCUUGUCGAGAGGCUCCGCCGCGGCGCUUACGGCGACCAGCCCCUCAACGUGAGCGAGACCAUCUGGAAAAAGGUGCUCAACGCCAUGGAGCGCGAGGGCGAGGGCAUGAGAGACGAGGACAUGGACCAGGGCAUCGACGAAGAAGACGAGGAAGAGCUGGAGGAAGAGGAGGAAGACGCCGAAAAGGUCGUCGAGUACGUGUCCGACCUGGACGAGAGUGACGAGGACCUCGAAGAGCUCCAGGACUGGCUGGAGAGCGACGAGGACCAGGAGGACGAAGACGAGGCCGACAGCGAGCAAGAGACGGAGAAGGCCGGCGCCAAGCGCAAGCGUGGCAAGGCCGUCAAGGCGACCAGCAAGCGCACCAAGCAGGCCGAGGGCGAGGGCGAACGCGAGCGCGCCAAGCUGACGCUGAAGAACGAGCUGGAGUGGUAA